Messenger RNA from Egretta garzetta (little egret), 834 nucleotides. RefSeq names its product solute carrier family 25 member 21 (gene SLC25A21). NCBI's taxonomy places the organism in Eukaryota, Metazoa, Chordata, Aves, Pelecaniformes, Ardeidae. The transcript is spliced from 9 exons. The record is from RefSeq and is a predicted model, not a curated record. Bases 16 to 834 code for a protein of 272 amino acids.
GUAGAAAUUUGCCUGAUGCAUCCCCUUGAUGUAGUGAAAACAAGGUUCCAAAUUCAAAGAGGGAAAACUGAUCCGACCGGUUACAAGAGCCUGGGGGACUGUUUUAGGACUAUUUUCCAGCGAGAAGGAUUGCUUGGCUUCUACAAAGGAAUAUUUCCUCCUAUCUUGGCUGAGACGCCCAAAAGGGCGGUGAAGUUUUUCACCUUUGAACAAUACAAGAAGCUACUAGGAUAUGCAUCAUUACCUCCAGGACUGGCAUUUGCCGUUGCUGGCUUGGGAUCUGGGUUGACAGAGGCAGUUGUGGUUAACCCUUUUGAAGUAGUAAAGGUUACCUUACAGACAAAUCGGAACGCCUUCACAGAGCAACCCUCUAGCUUUGUUCAAGCUCGGCAGAUCAUUAAAACUGAUGGUCUGGGCUUCCAAGGACUCAACAAAGGGCUUACUGCAACACUGGGCCGUCACGGAGUUUUUAACAUGGUUUACUUUGGAUUCUACUUCAAUGUGAAAAACAUUCUUCCAGUCAAUAAGGAUCCAAAUUUGGAGUUUUUGAGGAAAUUUGGAAUUGGGCUAGUCUCAGGAACAAUAGCCUCAAUUAUUAACAUUCCUUUUGAUGUUGCAAAAAGUAGGAUUCAAGGACCACAGCCAGUUCCUGGAGAGAUCAAGUACAGAACCUGUUUUAAAACUAUGGCAACAGUCUAUAAAGAGGAAGGAUUUCUGGCUCUCUACAAAGGCUUGGUUCCCAAGAUCAUGAGGCUUGGUCCAGGUGGUGCAGUGAUGCUUUUGGUUUACGAAUACGUUUAUGCAUGGCUUCAGGACACAGUUGAUCACAAGUAG